GAUCUUGCUGUUGGCCCACAACCAGUACUUGUACAUUGCGGAGCUGACUGGAGCAAGAGAAGCAGGGAGGUUGCCAGUGCUCUUGCCGACUGGGCGUCUGCAAACAACUCAGGCUCCUUGGUUUGCCGGAGUCUGGAUGUUGAAAGCUGCCCGGCCACGGUGCGAGCGCGUCACAUCAAGGGCCUCCCAACGCUUUUGCUCCUCACUCGGGGCCGCACCUUUGCGCGUGCGGACGGGGCCAACUUGGCUGAUCUACAGCGACUCCUCGAUAUGGCUGGCCCACUCCUGCAGGACACCCCGGAGGAUUCCCUGGAUUGCAGCCAUGCUCUUCAGGCAGCAGAGGAGGCGCUGGCCCGAGCAGACGGGACUGCAGGUCUUGAGAAGGCAGAGCGACUUUUCCAGCGUGCUUUAAGCAGUGAGCCAGGUCGCUCGGACCGCGCCUUUCGGGUGCGCCUGGGUUUGGUCCAAACAGCACUGGAAGCUCAGACGCCGCACAGGGCUGCUGGACACGAGGACGAGCCGGCAGAUCCGGCAGCAGCAUCUGCAGCACCUCCAGCAGAGCGAGUUGAGGCUUUGACAUCUGCAUUGUCCGAGCUGUCAAGGCACCAUGAGCAGGAGCUGCCUGGUGCUUCAGAGCUUCCGGCCCCUGACGCACUGGACUGUGCAGUCCAACUGGCGCAUGCUGAGUUGGUAGCAGAUGCGUGGGCGCCUGAUGCAGAUGUCAGCGAGAAGGAGAACCACAUCCUGCGACUGUGGGCCCGUGGCUACCGUAAGGCAGCUAUGACGGAGGCUCUUGAAUGGUACAGGAUGGAAGCUGGCACUGACACCUCUGGCCUCAUAGAGUCCUUGAUUGCACCGGAGCGGUUCAUUCCAGACCGGCGAGGUGCAGUACCAAGCAGGAGUGUGUACUCCUAUGUCGAGGGCCUGCCCAGAGACUUUCAGGCUGCUGGGCCAACGGCGUCAAGAGCGCUUCUGAGGCGGAUGUUGGCAGCUGCUGUGGACGACAAGUUCAAGGAGGGCAAGCCCAACAGCUUGGUAGCCGAUGCGCUGGCAGAUUUGACGUUCCUCCUGGACCGAAAAGAGUUUGUUCGUUUCUUCACAAGAAGAGUUUGGUUGGGCAAUGGCGGCGCGCCCAGAACCGGGCGUGGCACCGGGAAGCGGAGUGGCUUCAGCAAGCGAUACUGGAUCAGAUACAAGGAGACUUUCUAUCCAAACACCAAGAAAAUGGGAACUCCACAUUGCGACAAGAACGACUGA
Symbiodinium pilosum is the source of this 1257-nucleotide messenger RNA. The record is from the annotation of a GenBank genome assembly. Lineage: Eukaryota; Dinophyceae; Suessiales; Symbiodiniaceae.